AUGCCGCUGUCAGCGCCGCUGCACAAGCUGCACAAUCUACUCUGCGUGUGCCACAUUGUCAGCUACUUCGAUUACCAGAAGACGGUCUGCCACUUGCUGUGCAUGUACAACCUGCGAUUCAAUGAGGCCACACAGAAAUUUACAUUCGGUCAUCAGGUUUUCAUUUACUUUGUGUAUUUCUGGAACUCGUUGACUCUAAUGUGUUACUUCCAACUUUUUCGCAUGUAUCUGAUUGAUCGCGGGAGCUUCAUUAUAUACGCACUGCCGGGUUUCUACUAUGUAAUGUUGAGAAAAUCUAUGCUCAAGACACUCAAUGAUAUGGUAAAGCUGCACUCGGAUCUGCAGUCCACAAUGGGCACUCUAUUUUGUGUCUCUGUAAAGCGGGCUUUCUGCUCCUGUCUGAUAUCUAUCGAAAUAGUAGCAGUUUUCUACUGGCAGAUAACAACGAUUAAUAAUGAGUAUCAGCAACGAUAUUAUAUAGUCACUCACCUGGUUGGCUGGCAUUUUCAGCUCUUGCUCCAGGUGAAUAGCUACAUUUGGCUGCAGUCUCUCUAUGUGGUUAUAAAUCAGGUGUUUAGUGCUCGCCUCGGAUACAAACAGCGCUGGAAAAUGUUAAGAAAUGCUAAAAUUCACUGUCAAUUGAGAGGAAUUCAGGGAGAUAUAUCUCAUUAUUUCAGUGUUUACAUUGCCUCGGUGAUAUUUCUCAUAUCAUUUUGCUUCUACAGGAGUGUUAUUUUUGAGUCUGGUUUCGAUUGGGAACAGAGUCGUUUGGUUCUAAUGAGUGUGGAGUUGUGGCAGCUAAGAUAUUUGGCAAAUAUGUUUUUCCUUUUCGGCACCCUGCUGAUAGUUGUGUUGGAUUACAAAACGGAAAGGGAUAAAUUUCUUGAGGGUCUGUGGAAGUCUAAGGGUAUCAGUCGUAGAAUAUUAAAAUGCAAGAAGUCAACUCGGUAUUUAAGUCGCUGCAAUCAGACCUUGGAUAUUGUGGAUAUGAUGCUCCUUACUGGUAAUCCACCCUUUGAAAUGAUCUGUUCGGAUGUCACCAUCUGUGAAAUAAGAAUGAAACAGGAUUCAAUAUUGAACUUGAAGAUCACAUCAAUCAUCAAUUACAUUCGCCUGCUGAUGCUCAACAUGUGCCUUGUACCUUUAGUGGCCCUGUCCAAUGGCUUUGAAUUCUCAUUUGAGCAAAAACUCUUACUGAACAUUACAAGUCCUAUAUUCGAAUCUGAGUUUGGGUCAUCUAACGACAGUUUCACCUUGGAUUCUUAUGUUCUGAGCCUCGCAUUGGGCGAAUAA
Molecule: messenger RNA, 1293 nt
Organism: Drosophila serrata
Lineage: Eukaryota; Metazoa; Arthropoda; Insecta; Diptera; Drosophilidae
Gene: Grl62c
Product: Gustatory receptor-like 62c
Source: RefSeq, a predicted model, not a curated record